AUGAUAAACGAACAAUUUGAUUCUUCUUUGACGACCAAUAACCACCAUGUUACUGAUGAUUUUGGUAUGGAAAAUAUAUUUGAACAAAUGCAAAGAUAUAAAGAGGAAGCUGAUCAAUUAACGGGUGAUGAACGAAAACGAUUUGCUGAAAAGGUGAUUUUAUCACUUUGGAAAAGCAUAGGUGAUGAUGAAGACGAAAGCGAUGAUAAUGACGAUCAUGAUCAUGAUCAUGAUGACGGUGAUGAUGAAAAUAAAAAAUAA
Rotaria sordida is the source of this 261-nucleotide messenger RNA. Lineage: Eukaryota; Metazoa; Rotifera; Eurotatoria; Philodinida; Philodinidae. The record is from the annotation of a GenBank genome assembly.